Arabidopsis thaliana (thale cress) is the source of this 2938-nucleotide messenger RNA. Its product is annotated as dentin sialophosphoprotein-like protein. The transcript is spliced from 2 exons. Bases 667 to 2526 code for a protein of 619 amino acids. The record is from RefSeq and is marked reviewed. Lineage: Eukaryota; Viridiplantae; Streptophyta; Magnoliopsida; Brassicales; Brassicaceae.
AGGAAUUUCAAAGAAGUAGUUUGGUAUGGACGGAUCUGGUAAACCGGUUUCGGUACGAUUGUCUGGUUAUUUUUGGUUUAAAAUUGAUUGGGUAUGUUGCAGAAGCUUUGCCUCAGAUGGCAGGUCUCUCCAAAUUGAUCAUCCUUCGAUAUUAUUAUUGAUACAGAGGAGGAAGACUCAGAAUCUUCAUCCUCAAACCCUAGAUUCCUUAACGAAAUGGCGAUGGAGAUCUCGGUAGAUCUGAUAAACCAACUCAAGGUCUCGCUUCGAAAGGAGGCCAAGCUCACCUCCGUCGACGAUUGCUCGGACUCAUCCUUCCCCAGCCUUCCCACAUCCGAGGAGGCUAUCGCAGAACUUGAUGCUUCAGCUCCCUACCUUCGUUGCCGAAACUGCAAAGGAAAACUUUUACGAGGAAUCGAGUCUCUGAUCUGUGUCUUCUGUGGAAAUCAGCAACGCACGAGUGAUAAUCCUCCUGAUCCCAUCAAAUUUACUUCCACUUCUGCUUACAAAUGGUUUCUCACCUCUCUUAAUCUCGAUGGAUCGGUAAAAGUCGAUACCUUUCUCACUAAUUUGUAAUUACUUGUUUUCCUAGCUGAUUGUGUAUUAGUCAGAUGUAGAAUGUGGUGUGUUGUGUCUUCAAAAAAACGAACUUUUCAUCUGUAGGAGAUGGUAGAGCCACUAAAGGAAACGGAUGGGUCAAGCAGAGGAGCUACUAAGGCACCGCCUUCAAAAGGAAUUGCUUUGUCUAAGUUUCUUGAUUUGGAAAUACAAUGGUCUGCAUUAGAGGAGAAGUCUGAUGAUGGACAAUCAGUACAGAAGAAAAACCCUCUGAAUCUAGGCGGGAUUAAUCUUGAUGAUUAUUUCGUUGAGCGGAGAGGAGAUCUUUCCAAAGUGGAGCAGGCAGAGAGUAAACCUGUGGAGGAUGAUGAUUUUAAGGAUCCACGUAGUCUUAGCUUAUUCGAUAGUGUAAAGAGUCAGGGAGUUGUUGGAUCGCAACAGCAUGAUAAUGUUGGUUUGUUUGAUAAAAAAGAUGCACCUAAGAGUGUUGUUUCUUCUGGGGAACAUGAGAAUCUUAGUUUGUUUGCUGGACGAGAUGCGCAGGAAAGUGUUUCUUUCGCAGCGCAGGGAAACUUUGGGUUCUUUGAGGAGAAAGAUGCUCGGAACUCUUUUAAAGAGGAUGAAAACCUUAGUUUGUUUGAGGGUAAAGAAGAUGCUCAGAGAACUAGUUCUUCUAAAGUGGAUGAAAGUUUUGGUUUCUUUGAGGGUAAAGAUGCUCAGAGAACUAGUUCUUCUAAAGACGAUGAGAGUUUUGGUAUGUUUGAAGGUAAAAAAGAUGCUCAGAGAAAUAGUUCUUCUAAAGAGGAUGAGAGUUUUGGUAUGUUUGAAGGUAAAGAAGAUGCUCAGAGAAAUAGUUCUUCUAAAGAGAAUGAAAAUUUUGGUUUCUUUGAGGGUGCACCAUUAUCAAAUGCUGACCUUAAGUCUUUUGAUGACAAGAUUGUUGCUGCUUCUUCUGAUUGGGACUCUGACUUUCAAUCUGCUGAUCAAAAUCUUUCUCAGAAAAAGAUUGAUGGUGACCCAUUUGUAAGUUCUCCAGUUGAUUUGGCUGCUCAUAUGGAUUCUGUCUUUGGUUCCGGAAAAGAUUUACUCUAUGCACAACCGGCAGAUUCUUCAACUGCUUAUGUUUCAAAAGCUGGCGAUUGGUUGCAAGAUGAUUUAUUUGGUAAUGUCACUGGUGAGGCCCAAACCAACGACUCAGCCGUCCAUGACAAGAAUGAGGGACAGAUUGUCGGUGGCAAUGGAAAUUCAUCCAUGGAUAUUGAUUGGAUCGGAGAUGAUCUAUGGCAAACCAAUGAAAAAAAAUCCAUUGAGAAGACCCCUACAGAUGUUAAUGAUGAUGAUGACGAUGACUGGAAUGAUUUUGCAAGCUCGGCUAACUCCAAGACUCCUAAUAAUCCACUUUCUCAAACCAUGGAAAGUUCCCAAUUUGAGAUUUUUUAUGGACAUGCGCAAGAUAAGAACGGUGUUAAAGAACAGAGCGUGGAUGAGAAGCAGAAUACUGAUACAAGCGUGAUGUCUGACAUAGGCAAAUGUCAAGAAGAUGAUCUCUUUGGGACUUGGGAUAGUUUCACAUCCUCAACCAUUCUGCAGACAUCUCUGCAGCCUCCCACCAUUCAUGCGAAUCCCUCUGGUGAAAAAAAUCCGGAAAUGAACUUGUUUGGGGAAAAUAACAAUAACAGAGACCUUGAUUUUGAUAGCAUCUCACGUUCUGAUUUCUUUUCUGAAAGUAGUGGCGGCAAAACCAACUCAGAGGAAGUCAAAGUCAUACCUUCUGGAACCUCAACCUUAGACAGACCGAGUGAUCCUGAUGGUAGUAAAGAUCAAACAGUUGAUCUUGUUGUAGGCACAACGACAACAGUUCCCAAGUCAAAGAGUGAUGUUGCGGAGGAGCUGAUGUCACAGAUGCAUGAUCUCUCAUUUAUGCUCGAGACCAAACUUUCAGUGCCUCCAAUCUCCAAGACAGAGUAAUAUUAUCACAGUGUACUCUCUAUCUCUCUUGCGCUCUCUUGUUUUUCCUGGGGCUUGGAGAUUGCUUGUUUUCAUGUAUAUAUAUUUCAUUUUCAAUAACUUCAAGGAUCCAAUUUUACUUACUCUGUAACCCCAAGUGGUUGUUAGUCUAGUAGUAUUGUUCAUUGGGUUACAUCCAUUGAUAUUGGCCACAUGUGGAUACACACAUAACAACUGAGACUUCAAGAACUUGUUCGGACUCUGAGUCAAUCCAGAGUCUCUUGUGUUUUCCAUUUUUUUGGAUAACCAAGAUGUUGGUUUUUGGUGAUAGGUCCAUAAUCUCUUGUAGUCGUCACUAGUCAUAACCAAAGCAAGUUAAUUACCGAUAUUCGACCUUGUAACUUUGAGAACUCUUUUUUCUUUCUGAAUGGCU